Yarrowia lipolytica CLIB122 is the source of this 1377-nucleotide messenger RNA. RefSeq lists its product as uncharacterized. The record is from RefSeq and is a predicted model, not a curated record. Lineage: Eukaryota; Fungi; Ascomycota; Dipodascomycetes; Dipodascales. Gene Ontology annotation, molecular function: glutamine synthetase activity.
AUGAACUGGGAAUCCGAACUCGAAAACGACACGGCCGUCAAGGUGGCGGGAAUCGACAUUGACGGCAUUGUGCGGGGCAAGUCCAUCUCCAAAGCCAAGUUCCUCAGCGUCAUCUCCAAGGGAUUUGGCUUCUGCGGCGUGAUUUUCGGAUGGGACAUGCACGACAAAAACUACACCAAGGAGCUGACUGUCAGCAACAAGGACAAUGGCUACCGCGACCUGCUGGCCAUCAUCGACCUGUCGUCGUUCCGGCGGCUGCCGUGGGAAAACAACAUCCCCUUCUUUCUUGUGCAUUUCAAGGACUCGGUCACCCAGGAGGAAAUCGCGCCGUGUCCGCGCUCGCUGCUCACCGCCGUUACCGGACUCUACUUCAAGGACAAGAUGAAGGCCAUGGCCGGAGCAGAGCUCGAGUUCUACAACUUUUGCCUCGACAGAAAAGACCUGCCGGACUCGUUCGCAAAACUGCCCCCCAUCUCUACAGGCAUGUUUGGAUACUCGGUCCAGCGCCCAGCCCUCAACGGAGACUACUUCCAGGCCGUCUGGGACACCGCCCUCAAGAUUGACGCGCCCCUGGAGGGCUGGCACACAGAAACAGGACCAGGAGUGCUCGAAGCAGCCAUUGCGUUCGACGAGGUCAACAAACUGGCCGACAAGACUUCGUUGUUCAAACUCAUGGUCAAAUCCAUCGCCCCACAGUACAAGGUGAUCCCCUGCUUCAUGGCCAAGCCCCAGCAGGGCAUGCCGGGCAAUUCCGGCCAUCUGCACGUGUCUCUGGUGGACCAGGAGUCCGGGAAAAACCUGUUUGCACGUGAUCAGCCCGACCCCAACCCCGAGUGGCCCGACGUCGAGUACCUGUCUGAUUUGGGCCGCCAUUUUCUCGCCGGAGUGCUUGACGGCCUCCCAGACAUUAUGCCCAUGUUUGCGCCCACCAUCAACUCGUACAAGCGUCUGGUGGAGAACUUUUGGGCGCCGGUGACAGUGAGCUGGGGUCUGGAGCACCGGAUUGCGUCCAUCCGACUCAUUGCACCCCCCACAGGUUCUGCCAGUGCCACCCGGUUUGAAAUCCGAACUCCCGGAGCCGAUGUGCAACCCCAUUUCGCUCUGGCCGCCAUUCUAGCGCUGGGACACCGAGGAAUCGCCAAAAAGAUGCCCCUGACCGUGCCUCCCAUGGGCGACAGUUCUCCAGACAAGUUUGAACGGCUGCCCAGGGACUUGAUGCGGGCCACGGAGCAUUUCAUGAGACCCGACAGUUUGGCCAGGGAGCUGUUUGGCGACAAGUUUGUCGAGCACUAUGGAGAGACGAGAUUGCAUGAAUGUCGAGAGUUUAUGGAGUCGGUCACCGCGUGGGAGGUUGAUCGGUACAUUGAGACGGUCUAA